AGGGCGUUAAUCACACUUGUAGAAGAGACGAAGCUAAAAUGGAGAAGUGUGAAAACACAAUGCAGUGGUACGCGCACUACUCAACUUCCAUAUCUUUACUGCUCGUGUCAUGAAGAAGUUCAUAACUGCUUACAAGUGCAGUACGAGUGAAGGAGGAACAGGCUGAUUAAGGCAGUUAAUGUUCAUUAAAACAGUAAGAUAGGUUUAUUUUGUAUUUAUAAGGAUAUUUUGGUCUAAAUUCUACACGUGGUGGAUCUACAAGUGUCGGCUGUCUGAAGGCGGAUGUCACCGUGUUGCACAGAAUGUGGAGAGAUAUUACAGUAGCAGCGAUCCUCAUGUUACUGACAGGAGUUCAGGCUCAGUGCAGUGUAACUCUCUCCUCUCAGAGUCUCUGUGUUGUUACUGGAUCUACAGUAAAAAUCCCCUGUACAUUUACAUCUGGUCACUCCAGUGUCACACAGAGAGAGUGGUAUCGAGUCCAGAGCUCUGAAGGAGAACCACGAGACCUGAGGAAAGAUCCACAAUACUCAGGACGAGUGUCUGUAAGCACCUGGUGGUCUUCCUGUGAACUGACAGUGAGGAAUGUGAGAGUGAGUGACUCUGGAGUUUAUAACUUCAGAUUUAAAACACGGAGCAGUGACUGGAUAUCAGCCUCAUCUGGAGUUCAUCUGACUGUUACAGACUUGCAGGUGAAGGUGGAUCCUAACACUGUAGGACAGAGAAAAGUGAAAGUGACCUGUAGCUCCACCUGCAGCAUCAGGACAGACUAUUUCAACUGGUACAGGAAUGGCCAUUACAUCUCAUAUACCUAUGACUCCUCCAUUGUCCUCGACUCGACCAGUCCUCAUGAUGAAGGCAGCUACUCCUGUAAAGUGUAUGAGAGUGAACACCGCUCUCCUCCAGUGUGUGUUUUUAGUAAGAAGAGCUGCUGGAGUGUGACGUACUCCACACAGACUAUCUGCUCUCUGAUUGGAUCAUCAGUGGACAUACACAGUUAUUUCACCUUCCCUAAUCGUUACAAGGUCACAAAAGUGUUCUGGUUCAUUAAAGAGCAGACUGGUGUUGAACCUGUGGAUGUGACAGAGGAUGAGGAGUAUCAGGGCCGAGUGCAGUACACACAGAUCUCCCAGAAUAACUGUAGUCUGAGAAUCACUAACGUGAGAGAGAGAGACGCUCAAACAUACAGAUUCAGAUUCUACACUAAUGAUGCUACAGGCAAAUACACCGGCCAACCUGGAGUCUCUCUGUCUGUCACAGAUCUGAAGGUUACAGUAUCAGACUGGAAUAACGGCUACAAGAAGCUGAGCUGCAUCACCACCUGCACUCUGUCUAACAACCCCACUUACAUCUGGUACAAGAACGGACAGAGUGUCACUAACCCGUACAGAAAUUAUCUGUACGUCAGUAGUUGGGAAUCAGGCAGCUACUCCUGUGCUAUAAGAAGACACGAGGAGCUUCGCUCUCCUGCUGUCUGUGUUUUUAGUGAGAAGAGCUGCUGGAGUGUGACGUACUCCACACAGACUAUCUGCUCUCUGAUUGGAUCAUCAGUACACAUUCACAGUUAUUUCACCUUCCCUAAUCGUUACAAGGUCACAAAAUCAGUCUGGUUCAUUAAAGAGCAGACUGGUGUUGAACCUGUGGAUGUGAGAGAUGAUAAGGAGUAUCAGGGCCGAGUGCAGUACACACAGAUCUCCCAGAAUAACUAUAGACUGAGAAUCACUAACCUGAGAGAGAGAGACACUCAAACAUACAGAUUCAGAUUCUACACUAAUGAUGCUACAGGCAAAUACACCGGCCAUCCUGGAGUCUCUCUGUCUGUCACAGAUCUGAAGGUGACAGUAUCAGACUGGAGAGAGCAGUACAUGAAGCUGAGCUGCAUCACCACCUGCACUCUGUCUAACAACCCCACUUACAUCUGGUACAAGAACGGACAGCGUGUGUCUGAGUGUAAAUCUGCCUCCUGCUCUGUAGCUGCAGUCGGUGGUGCGGUCAGUUACAGCUGUGCUGUUGAAGGCCAUGACAGUCUCCUCUCUCCUCCAGUGUAUUCCCCUAAAAACACCAGAGCAGUGGUUCUUUCCUCUGGAGACACAGUGGAGGGGGGUUCAGUGACUCUGAGCUGCAGCAGUGAUGCAAACCCUCCUGUUCUCACCUACUCCUGGUUUAAACAGAGAGCAGCUGCAGACACACUGCUGACAACAGGCCAGAAUUACAGCAUCAGCAACAUCAGCUCCCAGCACAGCGGACUGUACUACUGCACUGCUCACAACCAGCUGGGACAGCACAACUCUACACCCACACUCCUGGAUGUGAAGGGUAACUCUACACAGACACACCUGGAUGUGAAGGGUAACUCUACACCAACACACCUGGAUGUGUUAGGUGACUCUACACAGACACACCUGGAUGUGUUAAGUGACUCUACACAAACACACCUGGGUGUUUUAGGGUCAGAGGGGAACACAGUGAUAAAAGUCAUCAUGGUGGUACUGGCUGUCUUCCUGGCAUUAACACUAAUCUCAGUAGCUUUGUGGAUGUGGAAGAGGAAGUCGAGCUCAGCUAAUGGCCACAGCAGCACUGGUGAGAGUGGACAGCGUCACUCUCCUGCUGUUUAUGAAAAUGUCCCAGCCUCAAACCUUAGUGGGAGAGUCACCUCAGAUUAUCAGGAUUCCGUUCACUAUGCCAGUGUUGUCUUUAAAAACUCCCACACACAGGAAGUGUCUCCGUCACCCAGACUUCCUCCAGACACCACAGAGGAAGAGGAUGUUCAGUAUGCUGCUGUGAACGUUAGCAGGAGCACUGCUGCCAUCCAGCUUGUGACAGAUGAAGCAGGUGAAGAUUCAUCUCAGAUCUACAGCAAAGUCCAGAAACUCCCCAAAAAACAGAAAGCUGAGAUGUGAUUGUUCUGUUCUGUAUCCAGACUGAACAGGAGAAGAGGGGCGGCUUUGGCAUUUUAUCAGAGUAGCAGUAUCGAUGCUUCAGUAGUGUAUUGUAGUGCUCAUAUUGUAUUGUACACUGUUUUACCUGAACAAUUGUGUAUUCAGGUCAGAAUUUUUAAAAGAAAUAUAGAUUAAGGAUGAAUGUUUUUAAACAUCUGUGUUUUUUCCAUUAUAAUCUGUAUUAAUGUUUUUGACUUAUUCUUCUAUUUUUAUAUUUAUUUUAAUGCUAUUCAAUUGAUACUGCUCUUUUUAUUAGUAGUAUUCUAUCUAUGCUUUCUUUAUAUAUUCUGUGGUUUUUUAGCAAUAACUAUAAAACUUUUUUUUAAUGGUAUUACUUAUGGGCCGAUGUAGCAAUAGAUGCUUUCUGCAUCCUUCUGUAACCCGUAGUUCUCUGGUGGAGAGCCAUACCUGGUUCGUAGUUGAAUGUUUCUCCAAGCUGUCUGUCUGCUAAUUUCUUGGUGACUUGGGCUGCACGGUCUAGGUGUUGGUGAGCCUGUUCCCACAUCUACUCACUCUGCUGGAACCAGAAGUCCACAGCGGGUGAGUCCAUGUGGUUGGCGUUCCAUGAGAACAGAGGUGGCUGGUAACUCAAUUCUGGGAAUUCUGCCCAUUGAAGGAAUUGUGCCCAGUUAUUCUGGUUGUCAGCACAGAAAGCUCAUAGGAAGUGUCUUAUCUCCUGGUUAGCCUUGAUUUGGAACUCCACUCCACUUGGAGGUGGUAGCCUGAUGUCAGGCUUACAGAGAUGACCAGUUUUUCCAAGAAAUCCCUUCACACCCGGGUCGUGAAUCUGGGUCCUCCUGGAUGACUGAGCAAAAGUUCUGCCAUUCCAAAGGCUGAUGGCAGUCCGGGGAGAGAAAUCACGAGCAGGGACUUGGAAAACCACUCCACGAUCACCAUGAUGACAGUGUUGUUGUGUGAUGCGGGAAGAUCGGUUAUGAAGUCUAUCGUUAGGUUUGACCAUGGUCUUAGGGGUGUAGGUACUGGGAGGAGCUUGCAGUGUGUGCGUGAUACUUUGGCUUUAAUGCAGACUGAGCAGAAUGAGAUGAAAUGGUGAAGGUCUUGGGGCACAAAUUUCUUUCCCCCUUUUCUAGCAGGGUGGCUAGUAGAGACGCUGUACUCCUAAAGCCACGUAUGAAGUGUCAGAUUUAGUGAAGCCCAUAAAACGUAACUCUUUAACUGUGGUGGGUUCUGACCAAUAGGCCAUAUGAGGAGGGAGGCCACUUGCCUUGAUCACUUGGGCUGUGGUUUCCGUGUUUUCAUUGGAUGUAGAGGCCACAUUGACUGAGGGAGUGAGGAGACGUCAUGAUUUCAUGCUCCUUCCAUGAGAUUUGGUAGUUGUGGGCCUGCAUCCAUGGGAAACCCAGCAUCACUGGGAACUUAGUUGUGAAGGUUAUGGUGAGAGUGACUUUGAGGGUGAAGGGUUCUGUGCAUUGGAUGACUGACCCACCUCCAAUGGGUCCUCCCGAGCACUGCAUAAUCUGUUGCUGAGAAUAACCCAAGUAGAAGUACAGCCUUUCAACGCCUUUGCCAUUCCACAUAGGCAAAUUUAUUCUGGACUAGUAGUAUGGGUUCUGUGGCCUGGAUCUUGGGGACUGGAAUGGCAGUCACCGUCAGUCUGUUCCUGAUUAGGGUGUCGAGACAAAUGGACAUAUUGUUCAAGGAUUCGAGGAUAACCUGAUCCAUUGUGAACAUGCCAGAUCGGUGAGUAUCUCCUCAAUAAGCCAUCAACAAUAGGUGACUUUGAGGGCCGGCUUGUUACAGCCACCACCCUCUGCUAAUGUGUGGAAACAGAGCAUAUUCAGCAGUUCUCUUGUUUAGUGUGAAGAGUCGCUCAGUAUUCUCUUUGUCCUCAGGAGACUGGUCGAAAACUCACUGGAAUAGUGUAGGAAGCUGUCAUAGGAAACAAUUUACUCUUCCCCUUGGUUCCAAAUGGCCGUAACCCAUGCUAACACCUUAUCGUUAGCAUUUUGAUAAACUGGCAGAUUUUGUUGUGGUCCGGAACCCUCUCUUGAACCCUCUAAUGAACCCUCUCAGCGCAGUAAAGUGAGCACUGAAGCAUGAAAUCCUUGCAGCUGGCUGAGUAGCCAGCAUACUUCUCAUGACCAGGGACGAACAAGGAUUCUGGCAGGGAGGCAGCUGGAGUGGUGGCUCACAGCUGUGCUAGCUGUUUGGUGAGCAGGGUAAGGUGAUGAAGAAACAAUUUGAACUAGGGCAGACAAGAGCAAAACGAGAAAACCAGAAAUAAAAUCAAUAAAUCAAAGGCUUGGUGUUGACUGGUACAAAUGACACUGAGUGUAAACUUUGCAGUCAGUGCAUGGAGUGAGAGUCCUUUAAUACUUGAGUUUAGCUGUGAUGGUAACUGAGUGUGUAUAAUCAUUAAUCAGGUGAGUGUGAAGUGAGAGAGUCUGUGGUGGUUGGGUGAUGUAGUCCUUGCCAGCCAGGGAUGAUCAUCCUCAAGUUCCACACUGCAGUCCUGUCAGUGGAUUAUCCAUCUACAGACAAACACACUGAUAGCUAUAGUGCCGACUACACUGUGUAGCAUGAGAAGGUCACAGUAGAUGAUGAACUGUCUUGGUUCUUGAUAGUUUUUGCUAAACUGUUUAUUCUAAACUGAAAUGAUUCCUUCUUUCUGCAAUGUCAACUGGAAUGCAGGUCUUAUACAUAUGAAGUCAGUGACUGUUUCAACAGCAUGAAUGCUUUGUGGUUUUAAAGGCUGUUGUGUCACCUGUAAAGACACUCAUACAGACACAACAAUGUGGGUGUAGUAUGUGUGGAUUUGUGUACACUCUCCAGUUAUAUUUAAUAUAAAUUAUUAUUAGGAUCCUGAUUAAGUGAUCAAGUGUAUUUGAUUUCUAUUGUAACAACCUAAUAAAGAUUAAUAGUAAAUUAAAAAAAUUUUUUUACUACUAGUGCCAUCUGGUGGUCAAAAGGAUGAAGUGCAGAUAGUAGCCUAGUGCUCUCUUAUAACCUUAUUAAUUUACAUUUAACUGAGCUCUACUCCUUUACAUAUUACAGAAUAGGCAAAGCUCUUGUUGGUUUAUCUGAACAAAAUAUAAAUAUAGUUUUAUUUUUCAUUUAAUUAGUAAUCUAUAUCUACUGUAACUGUAGAACAAGAAUGUGGAGUCAGAUACAGUAAGAACAGAAAAUCUGCUUACUCCAAACUCAUUUGAAAAAUGUAAUGGACAUCUAAUGGCAGCUGUUUAACUCUGUCAGUAAAUG
Molecule: messenger RNA, 6155 nt
Organism: Ictalurus punctatus (channel catfish)
Lineage: Eukaryota; Metazoa; Chordata; Actinopteri; Siluriformes; Ictaluridae
Product: sialoadhesin
Exons: 12
Coding region: 303-2897 (864 amino acids)
Source: RefSeq, a predicted model, not a curated record